Messenger RNA from Acanthoscelides obtectus, 225 nucleotides. NCBI's taxonomy places the organism in Eukaryota, Metazoa, Arthropoda, Insecta, Coleoptera, Chrysomelidae. The record is from the annotation of a GenBank genome assembly.
AUGAAAUACGACAUCCGGGGCCCUAACUCAAAGAAAAAGGUUGUUAUGAGACUGAACAACGACAAAAUAGGUCCUAGAAUUUCCGGCUUUAACGAGGCACAAAUGAUAGUGCAUCUUGAGUACUUCACAGACAAAGAAACUGUGAAGCGAUCCCAGCAACAGGAGGGAGGGUACAAUUAUUUAUUAAUGAACGAUCAGAGCGCGUAUGAAGCGUGUAGUGGAUAG